GAAGUCCUGCGGCCAUGGCAUCGGCGGCAGGCGGGGCGGCCUACUUCCAGAAGGGCUCUCUAACCUGGUUCGCAGUCAUCUUCCUCGCCUUUGGCUACUACACAUGGGUUGUCUUCUGGCCUCAGAGUAUCCCGUAUCAGAGCCUCGGGCCCCUGGGUACCUUUACUCAGUACUUGGUAGACAACCAUCACACCCUCCUGCGAACCGGGUAUUGGCUUGCCUGGCUGAUUCACGUGGGCGAGUCCUUGUAUGCCAUGGUAUUGUGCAAGCAUAAAGGCAUCACAGAUGGUCAAGCUCGGCUGCUCUGGUUCCUACAGACAUUCCUAUUGGGGAUAGCAUCUCUCUCCAUCUUGAUUGCUUACAAACCAAAGCGCCAAAAACAAACUUAAAGAAGAUAUUCAAAAGGUUUCCCUACACUUUUACAUUCCAUCUCACCUUUUGUGGGGGUGGGGGGCAGUAAGGCAUUGUUUACUCAGGGAUUUUCAGCCUUCUAGAAAGUAUCCGAGCUUCAAAGCUAUUUAAGACCCACUAGUUACUCAUCUUUUACAUGGUCUGUUGAGCUUAAUAGACUAAUGUUACUUAAGAAAGAAAUAGGAAAAGACUUUAGCUUUCCAGUUCUGCAGACUAACUUGUUUAGAUGAGGGCUUUCAGCUACCAGCUUUAUGUCUGCAAACUAGUAUUUAUUUCCCUUCGUGAUACAGCAAGGCAGGUUAUUAGUAUUAAGCAAAUAUGAGAAAUAACCUCCUCCCCAAAAUAGAGCCCUCAAGUAAAAGUACCACCCUGAACAAUUAUGGAUUAUGAAUAGUUUCAAGUGGAGAUACAUUUCUGCAAACAUAUCUCAGUCUUUCCUUCUGUUUCUCUUGUGAUUAAGGUGUUGCUUUUUGGUAAGGAAAAAAGAUUUUUCUUUCCUGGAGUUAAGCAUCAUGGAAAUCGAACCCAGAUUUUUAAAAACAUGGUUCCCUCCAAAGAGAAAUAAUGACAGUUAUAUAUAUAUAUAUAUAUUAGUGGUGCUGGAAACAAUGUGAAAGAUUAUUGAGCAAAACAGAUAAACUUGAAUAAAAUUCUGUGA
Molecule: messenger RNA, 1069 nt
Organism: Otolemur garnettii (small-eared galago)
Lineage: Eukaryota; Metazoa; Chordata; Mammalia; Primates; Galagidae
Gene: TMEM254
Product: transmembrane protein 254
Exons: 4
Coding region: 15-389 (124 amino acids)
Source: RefSeq, a predicted model, not a curated record